Molecule: messenger RNA, 624 nt
Organism: Empidonax traillii (willow flycatcher)
Lineage: Eukaryota; Metazoa; Chordata; Aves; Passeriformes; Tyrannidae
Product: zinc finger protein 3-like
Exons: 3
Coding region: 1-624 (207 amino acids)
Biological process (GO): regulation of transcription by RNA polymerase II; central nervous system development
Cellular component (GO): nucleus
Molecular function (GO): RNA polymerase II cis-regulatory region sequence-specific DNA binding; DNA-binding transcription factor activity, RNA polymerase II-specific
Source: RefSeq, a predicted model, not a curated record
AUGGCGGAGCUGGGGGACCCCCGGCAGGCUGGAGGGGGGAGCACGGAGAGGGAGGAGCCCCGGGACCCCCAGGAGCCUGAAACGGGGGGAGUGGAGAAGGGGAAGCCUGGAGAGUGUGGGGAGAAGCCCUUCAGGUGCUUGGAAUGUAGGAAGAGCUUCAGCUGCAGCUCCAGCGUGAUCCGACACCAACAGAUCCACACUGGGGCACGACCCUACAUGUGUAGGGAAUGUGAGAAGAGGUUUCAGACCAGCACACAUCUCCUCCUGCAUAAGCAGACACACACAGGGGAGAGGCCCUUCCACUGCACUGAGUGUGGGAAGGGCUUCACCCAGAACUCCACCCUCAUCACCCACCGGCGCAUCCACACCGGGGAGAAGCCCUGCAAGUGUGGGGAGUGUGGGAAGAGGUUCAGGGAAAGCUCGACCCUGAUCCAACACCAGCGCAUCCACACUGGGGAACGGCCAUACAAGUGCUUGGAAUGUGGGAAGAGGUUUCAGACCAGCCCCAAUCUCCUCAAGCAUCAGCGGACACACACGGGGGAGAGGCCCUACAAGUGUGGGGAGUGUGGGAAGAGCUUCACCCAGAGCUCUGACUUGACCAGACACCAACAGACCCACCAGUGA